Molecule: messenger RNA, 745 nt
Organism: Aspergillus brunneoviolaceus CBS 621.78
Lineage: Eukaryota; Fungi; Ascomycota; Eurotiomycetes; Eurotiales; Aspergillaceae
Exons: 1
Coding region: 45-251 (68 amino acids)
Source: RefSeq, a predicted model, not a curated record
GUUAUCUUAAGUCAAAACCUGAGAACAUCAUAAUCAACAGAUGCAUGAUGCACACCCGAACAGCAUGCUCUAGAGCAAUGAUAGUGGUAGGAGGGUGGUGGUCGACCAUCCUCAUAAUACACUGGUCAACUCAGACCUCAGAUUGGUCACUGGGCCCAUCCCCUGCCGAGCGACCACCGUCGUUCAUGCAGGAACCAGGCAUAGUGCUGUACUGUACCUACAUGGGUUCUGAGCCGGUGCCCCAUCUAUAGUUCCCCAUUAAUGUACCUCUCACAAUUCUCCAACCAUCGUCAGUUGUGGAUUCCGAUCAUGGUUCCAUGUGCACUCCGUAUGUGGCUGCUUCGCGCCUGCACAUUCCUCCACUUGGCCACACAUUGCUGGAGUGGAAGGAAGACCGACAGUGCCUGUCUAAUGAUGAUGACUGGCUGGGGAAGAACGGUGGCCGUAACCUUCGUAUAUCUUAGUGCUGGGACAAUCGGGUUUAGAUCUGCCCGUCGCGAGGCACCUUUUCACCAAUUUCGGUACCGUCCCAGAAAGCAGGACAGGACAGUUCCAGGGGUCAGCGGAGUGGGAAUAUCGGGCAGACAAAAAGAAUCAGGAAUCGGAGAAAGAGAAAUAAGCAGAGAAGAUAAAAGAAAAAGGGGGGGGUGCUGGUUCGAUGAUUCUCCAACUUUUUUUUCUCCCUUCUUCCAAUGCGGAUCGAUUAAGUCAUGCGUGAUCGGAAGCCAUCUUCAACGGCGCGCGG